This is a messenger RNA of Arabis nemorensis, 846 nucleotides long. NCBI's taxonomy places the organism in Eukaryota, Viridiplantae, Streptophyta, Magnoliopsida, Brassicales, Brassicaceae. The record is from the annotation of a GenBank genome assembly.
AUGUCGCUGAGAUCACAAUCAGACAAGAUCCAAACAGAGGAUCCGGUUACGUACAAGACAGCACAGAGCAGCGUAACAUGUAUAUACCAAGCACACAUGGUUGGAUUCUUGAGAAAUGUUAGGGUUCUAUGGUCUAAAAAUCUCAUGAACCAUUCUCUUACCGUAAUGGUAACAAGCGUACAAGGAGACAUGAAUUACUGUUGUAAGGUUGAUCUCAAGCCAUGGCAUUUCUGGAACAAGAAAGGUUUCAAAUCAUUCGAGGUCGAAGGUAAUCAAGUCGAUGUGUAUUGGGAUUUCAGGUCUGCUAAAUUCAACGGGGGUCCCGAGCCGAGCUCGGAUUUCUACGUGGCUUUAGUUGCGGAAGAGGAAGUGGUUUUGUUGUUAGGGGAUUACAAGAAGAAAGCGUUUAAAACAACCAAAUCAAGACCUGCUUUGGUUGAUGCUGCCUUGUUCUACAAGAAAGAGAAUGUUUUUGGGAAGAAGAGUUUUUCGACUAGGGCUAAGUUCCACGAUAGGAGGAAAGAACAUGAGAUUAUAGUCGAGAGCUCGACAGGACCAAAGGAUGAUCCAGAGAUGUGGAUUAGCGUAGACGGGAUUGUUCUGGUUCAGGUGAAGAAUUUGCAAUGGAAAUUCAGAGGGAAUCAAACGGUUUUGGUUGAUAAAGAACCGGUACAAGUGUUUUGGGAUGUGUAUGACUGGUUGUUUAGUACGCCCGGUACGGGUCACGGUUUGUUCAUCUUUAAACCGGAAUGUGGUGAGAGUCAUGAAGGGAGCAAUGAUACCAAGAGUAGUAGUGAUUCUUCUCCUGAGUUUUGUCUCUUUCUUUAUGCCUGGAAAUUGGAGUAA